UAUUUCUUUGAACAUUUAAUAUGUGGAAUGUUUCUUGCAAUGGGAAAUUUCAUUUAUGUAUUUGAAAAAAGAUAAAAAAAAGAAAUAUUUCGUAAAAAGAAAUCAUAUUUAAAAUCAAAAUUGCCAAAACCUUAAUCUAUAAUAAUAUUUCCUAUAAUUGCAUCAGGAUUUUAUUUAAUGCUAUAUGAAACAAAAAAUGAUAAUACAAAUUGGAUAUUGUAUUAUAUGAAAGUGUUUUAUAGUAUACCAUUAACAAUUUAAUUAAUUUAUGCAAUUUAAAGAUAUUAAACUACAUCAAAAAAGAGUUAUUGUAAUAAUUAUCAUAUUAUUAAUUAGUUUUUGGUUUGGCUGCCUCUAUCAUUUAUGUAAUGUCUGAUUUAUCAUAUUAAUAUAAUCCAUUAAUCCAUAAACUAUUUCAUCGUCUUAGUUUAUAUUUGCAGACUAGAUAAAUCUUUUACCAUAUCAAAUGGUUUUAGAAGAACAGAUACAAAUUUGAAUGA
Messenger RNA from Paramecium primaurelia, 500 nucleotides. The record is from the annotation of a GenBank genome assembly. Lineage: Eukaryota; Ciliophora; Oligohymenophorea; Peniculida; Parameciidae.